Molecule: messenger RNA, 3513 nt
Organism: Pygocentrus nattereri (red-bellied piranha)
Lineage: Eukaryota; Metazoa; Chordata; Actinopteri; Characiformes; Serrasalmidae
Gene: dacha
Product: dachshund a
Exons: 12
Coding region: 205-2043 (612 amino acids)
Source: RefSeq, a predicted model, not a curated record
GCUAAUUGAAACGCUGAGCGCAACGCUUCUCAUUGUAACCAUCCCGCUCGCGAGGAAGGUGGUUGCCCACUGCCCGCUAUACUACGAUCCUUCAGCGCGUUCGCAUGAGAAGCGCCGAGUGACGAGCGCGUGCAGCAGCGAGAGGGGCAAGCAUAGCGCAAGGGAAGAAAGACGAGAAAGAGUAGGAAACUUCAAGAGAGAAGUAUGGCCGUGUCCGCGACUCCGCCGGUGCUUUCGCCGACCUCGACUCCCGGCGCGGGCAGCCUGUUCCGUCCUGACCCGCUGUACUCCAGUCCGGCCGAGUCCCCGCGCCUGACCAGCAGCAUGAUCAACUCCUUUAUCAGCGGCGGCGGCGGCGGAGGAGGAGGAGGUGGAGGAGGCAACAACGGCAGCGCUGGCGGCAGCAGCAACAACGAGUGCAAAAUGGUGGAGGUCCACGGGGUCAAAGUGGCCUCGUUUACCGUGGACGGCCAGGAACUGAUCUGCCUGCCGCAGGUUUUUGACCUCUUCCUCAAGCACCUGGUUGGCGGACUGCACACCGUGUACACCAAGCUGAAGCGGCUGGAUAUUUGCCCCGUGGUGUGCACGGUGGAGCAGGUCCGGAUCCUGCGCGGACUCGGCGCCAUCCAGCCUGGCGUGAACCGCUGCAAGCUCAUCAGCCGAAAAGACUUCGAGGCGCUCUACAACGACUGCACGAACGCCAGCUCUCGUCCCGGCCGCCCUCCGAAGCGCUCCUUGGGGGUGACCAUGCAGGACAGCUCUAGGCUCCUCCCUCACAGCGUCCACGGUCUCCUCUCCCCGAGCCUGCUCUCUCCUACAGGUUUAACGGCAGCAGCCAUGGCGGAGGCAAUGAAGCUGCAGAAGAUGAAGCUCAUGGCCAUGAACAACAUUCACGGAGCAGGCAGCCAGAAUGGCACUGAGUCUGAGAAUGAAGAGCUCAACUCCAACGCAGGUGGAAGUGAGUCGUCCUGGGAUAAGGAAAAACUGCAGUCUCCACCUUCCUCUGGAGCACAGCAUGGCCUGGCCCACGCUGGACUCUCUCAGCAUGGCCUGUCCGGCUCCCACCUCAGCUCACUGCAGCAGAGCCAUCUCCUGGCCAACCGUCUGGACCUACCCUUCAUGAUGAUGCCCCACCCCUUGCUGCCCGUCAGUCUGCCACCUGCCUCUGUCGCCAUGGCGAUGAACCAGAUGAACCACCUAAACACCAUAGCCAACAUGGCCGCUGCUGCACAGAUGCACAGCCCACUCUCUAGAGCAGGAGCGUCAGUCAUCAAGGUAGAGUGUGUGCAGGACAGUCCAUCUCCAGCUCCAUCUCUGGAAGAGGCUCCUCGCCCCGGCUCACAGCCCUCUUCUCACGUCAGCAGCAGUGUGUCCAGCUCCCCAAACCCCCAUCCACAGAGCCCGGAGCGUCUGGUGCUGAAUUCAACUGAUGGAGAGAUUGCAGACAGAGAGACUAGCAUUAAUAUGAAGAAGAUAAUCAAAGAGAAAGAUGAAGCUCAGCUAGCCUUGCCCAUGCUGAAACCGGGUUUUGAGAAGCUUCCUCUGAGCACUCAGACUCUUCCUCCGGGCUUCCCCGCUCCAUUUCUUUUCGCUGAUGGCCUUUCUUCUGUGGAGACAUUGCUCACCAAUAUCCAGGCGGCACAGGGCCUGCUGAAAGUGGCUGUGGAUAAUGCCCGUGUCCAGGAGAAACAGGUCCAGCAGGAGAGGAAAGAGCUGAAAAUGGAGCUGUAUAGAGAGAGGGAGAUGAGGGAGAGCCUGGAGAGACAGCUCACCUCUGAGCUACACAGCCGAGCUACCAUCCAGAAGCGUCUAAAGAAGGAGAAAAAGGCAAAGAGGAAACUGCAAGAGGCUCUAGAGUUUGAGGCGAAAAGAAGACAGCAGGUGGAGCAGGCCCUCAAACAGGCCACCUCUCCUGAAAGCCUCUGCAUGAGUCUCAAUGAAAAAGUGAUACCAGAAGUAGAGCCUGAGCAUAACGGCAAUCAGCAGGAGAACUCAGCCGUACAAGAGAACAGACCCUACUCCAAACCUCCCAUUAUGUACUGAGAUGGAUGUGCAGCUUUCCUUGAAUUUCCUCCCCACUUGUGGAUGGUUGCUUCACUCCACUAAUGGACUUUUUGCCUGUAUUUUGGGUAUUUUGGAGAUGGGCUGUGGAAUUUGUAUGAAGGCAAAGCAGUAAGGGUGGUCACCACAGAUCACCUGAAACUCGUGUACAGGACUCAAGUGUGUGCGUGUGUGUGCGUGCGUGUGUGUAUGUGUAUUGCGGUGCAGUGUGAUUGCGCUCCUUGCAGUGUGUAUCCAGAGUACCACUUGUUGGCAGCCACCCACCACAUCACAGUAACUUGUAAAAAAAAAAAAAAAAAAGAAAGAAAAGAAAAAGAAAAAAAUCUCUUUCCUUCUGUUUUUUCAAUUUCUUCUAUAUUCUACCCCUUUUUGAGACUAAUGAUGAAAUGUUUCGCUUUUUCUGGAUGAACGUACACCUUCCGGUCAAUCUUCCAUCUUCCAUGAAAGCACACUGCUGCACUCUCCCCUUUGCUUAAUGUUCUCUCUCUUAGGCAAUGCUACCAUUGUUAUUAUUUUUAUUAUUACUGCUUUAAGUUGACCCCCUGUGCAGCAGUGAUUCUGUACAGCACAAGUCUUGAUGAGGCUCUGGAACACAAAGGUCCACACAAUGCUUGAAAAGACUGAAGGCAUGAGUUGAAUGAACACAGAUAACAUAACUCCAAUCAAGAUCAGUAGGCCUCUCCUGGUUUUUCUGUUGCUUCAUCUUUAAGGGACACACUCCUUUUUAAAUUUAUUUUUUGUACUUUUUAGGAAGUGUAGAAAAGUCGUCUUUUCCUUCUCAAAGUGUUUAUUAUUCUACUGUUUAUUUUGUUGUUUCGAGCGUAUUUUAAUCAGCAUCGAUGAACGGAUAUUCGAGAAGUGAUGUUGAAAUGUAUUCUUUGUUCAUUUGACUUUGCCCCCUCUGACAAUGUUCUCUGUAUCGCUCCGUGAUGAGUUUAAAAAAGGUGUUAAGUUGUUGUUCAUAUAAAUACAGUAUUACUGUAAACCCCCCCCCCCACCUUCUGUUUUUACCUUUGUUUAUAAAGACUUGUAAAAAUGCUUUAGCAUUUGCUACUCUAAUGUCGUUAUAAAGUGGAUACAUUUUUAGUGAUGAAAGAAAAGAAACAGACGUACGACCUAAAGUACCUUUAUGCACAUCUGAUGCAAGCAUGCUUGUAGAUACAACACUGAAGACAAAAGACAAUUACUGUUUAAAAAUGGAAAGGCUGCCUCUUCUAAUCUAUUUUUGAAAGUUUCUGGGGAUUCCAUUAGCAUCAUAACCACAAUCUGGCAGCUAUCAUUGUUGGUGAACCUUGUUUUAAAAUGAUGAUGACCACAAAACACAGCCUUGCACAUAACAUGACAAAUAAAACAUCCCUAUGGACAUCAUCUUGGUUGAUUUUGGCUUUGUUUUGUUUGUUUCUUUGUUUGUUUGUUUGUUUUUGGAGUAAUAAAUUUGAACUUGGAAACUUG